CCACUGCUCUGGGCGGGCUCGCACAGGCGAGGAGUGGGGGGAUGGCUCGUACGGCCUCUGGGGUCAGCGGUCCCCCAGGUAGGCGACGUCCCCUCUCCAGGCUUCAGUUCCCGUGUACGCAAAAUUGGGGCGAGAGCAGGGUUUAAAAGCAGUACCACGCGUAAGUCUUUGGAGAACGCCAGGCUGGAGGUGGCCUGCCCCUGUCAGGGGGUCUGAACGCGGCCGGCAGGGCCUCAAGGGUCGCCGCGAUGGACUCGCUGGCAGCACCCCAGGACCGCCUGGUGGAGCAGUUGCUGUCGCCGCGGACCCAGGCCCAGAGGCGGCUCAAGGAUAUCGACAAGCAGUACGUGGGCUUCGCCACACUGCCCAACCAGGUACAUAGAAAAUCGGUGAAGAAGGGCUUUGACUUCACGCUCAUGGUGGCUGGUGAGUCAGGCCUGGGAAAGUCCACACUGGUCCACAGCCUCUUUCUGACUGACCUGUACAAAGACAGAAAGCUUCUGAGUGCUGAGGAACGCAUCAACCAGACGGUAGAGAUCCUGAAGCACACAGUGGACAUUGAAGAGAAGGGAGUCAAGUUGAAGCUCACCAUUGUGGACACACCAGGCUUUGGCGAUGCUGUCAACAAUUCUGAAUGCUGGAAGCCCAUCAGUGAUUAUGUAGAUCAGCAGUUUGAGCAGUAUUUCCGUGAUGAGAGUGGCCUCAACCGCAAGAACAUCCAGGACAACCGGGUGCACUGCUGCCUAUACUUCAUCUCCCCGUUUGGGCAUGGGCUGCGGCCAGUGGAUGUGGGUUUCAUGAAAGCUCUGCAUGAGAAGGUAAACAUUGUGCCACUCAUCGCCAAGGCUGACUGCCUGGUGCCUAGUGAGACUCGGAAGCUGAAGGAGCGGAUCCGGGAGGAGAUUGACAAGUUUGGGAUCCAUGUGUACCAAUUCCCCGAAUGCGACUCCGAUGAGGAUGAGGACUUUAAGCAGCAGGACCGGGAACUGAAGGAGAGCGCUCCCUUUGCUGUCAUUGGCAGCAACACGGUGGUGGAAGCCAAAGGGCAACGAGUCCGGGGGCGACUGUACCCCUGGGGGAUCGUGGAGGUGGAGAAUCAGGCACACUGCGACUUCGUGAAGCUUCGCAACAUGCUUAUCCGCACUCACAUGCAUGACCUCAAGGAUGUGACUUGUGACGUGCACUACGAGAACUACCGUGCACACUGCAUCCAGCAGAUGACCAGUAAACUAACCCAGGACAGCCGCAUGGAGAGCCCCAUCCCCAUCCUACCCCUGCCCACCCCAGACGCUGAGACUGAGAAGCUCAUCAGGAUGAAGGAUGAGGAGUUAAGGCGAAUGCAAGAGAUGCUGCAGAAGAUGAAACAACAAAUGCAGGACCAGUGACCCUGCUGCUCCAGCCCCAGUCUCCAGGGAUAGACCACCCACCUCUGGCCUCUCUCACCCCUGGAUCCCAGACUGGCCUGGACUCGACCCUGGAUUCGCUUGGAUAUCAGAGGGGCCUGGAUCCAAUCCUAACCUAGAGUGGCCCUGAUGGGACUGUUCCCAACCCAGAGAGACACGGAGCCAUGGCACCCCUCCCCACAACCCUAAUUUAUUCUUAGCAUUAACGUCUCCAGGUCAUUUGUAUUUGUUCCCUAGGGGCCUGGACAACAGUGCCCCCCCCAAUCAGUUUACUCUGGCCUUGGGGAAUCAGGAGCCAAGUUGGACACAAUUUCCUAGAUUACACUUCCCCAAAGGUCAGAGCACCAAGGCUCCAAUCCCUGCUCAGGCAAGAGGAUAAACCAAGGUAGAGGAGGGGAAAGGGACCAGGUCUAUUUCCCCACUCCUGUGCUACAGAACAAAUUGAGGACUCCCUUUGUGCCAGUUUCUCUGAGUUACCCAGUGUAUGCUGACACCCUACUUUGUGCAAGGUGCGCCGGGUCCUCCCUUACCCAGUCACCUAAACUGGGGAUUAGAGCAGGUAGGGUUGGGCUGCUGAAGCAACUGGGAAGGUUCCACACUAAAAGGCUGCUGUUGAGGAUGGUGGGACCAGCUGUUAUAGCAGUCUAGCCCCUUCCUCACAACCUCUAGCAAACCUAGAGGGCCCUGGGGUGGUGGGCCAUCCCCUGGCAACCCUCAUGUCCAGGUGGCUGUUCCCUGCCCGUAGCUCGAAGCACCCUCUCCAGCUGCACUAUGGUGCUGGGCUCUCAACCCCUCAGCUCCUCCAUUUCUCCACCCGCAUGACCCCACCACCACCAGCACCACCACACACACCCGUGCUCCCUUUUGUUAAGUUGUGAAUGCCAUGUCCUGUCCUGGCGACAGGAGAACAAUGUUGGUGAACGUC
Molecule: messenger RNA, 2328 nt
Organism: Cavia porcellus (domestic guinea pig)
Lineage: Eukaryota; Metazoa; Chordata; Mammalia; Rodentia; Caviidae
Gene: Septin5
Product: septin 5
Exons: 11
Coding region: 249-1385 (378 amino acids)
Biological process (GO): regulation of exocytosis; cytoskeleton-dependent cytokinesis; intracellular protein localization
Cellular component (GO): cell division site; septin complex; septin ring
Molecular function (GO): GTPase activity; molecular adaptor activity; GTP binding
Source: RefSeq, a predicted model, not a curated record